AUGAAUUACGAGAUGGCCGCAAUAACAUCGCAACCUCGUCCUGAUAUCAAUAUGAUCGACCGCGUUGACGAGGAAGAAUGCAUUGACAUACCUAUGGAGGAUAUUGCGAAUUGGAACUCGGAUGCGAAUUCGGAUGCGGAUACAGAUAGUAUCAUGACAGGCUCUAGCGAUUGCUUCGACCCCACGGAAGAUAUCACCAUGACUGAGGAAAUUCAGGAUUCGAGAGUCAAUACCGAUAUUGAGAUGUCUGAAGAUCCGGAUCUCAUCACGAUGAUGGAAUCCUUGAGUAUCAUCAUCGACUAUUCUCCACAAAUCAUGGCGGACCAUCCAAUGGAUGAUGAGAUCAAUUACUGCGCGUCAAUUGAUGAACCAAUGCACGACGAGAUGCAUGUCGAUAUACUUGUGCACGACCGAUUAAUCGAGAUGGAUCACUCGUAA
Molecule: messenger RNA, 438 nt
Organism: Sclerotinia borealis F-4128
Lineage: Eukaryota; Fungi; Ascomycota; Leotiomycetes; Helotiales; Sclerotiniaceae
Source: the annotation of a GenBank genome assembly